CUCGCUGCUUUGCUUUAAUUUUUUUUAGUCCCCACCACUCUUUGAAGCUCAUUCAUGGCUUCUUUGGGCUCUCUUCUUCUCUCUGUCUGCCAUGUCUUCCUCCUCUAGUUUUUCACAUUCCCAAACUCUCCUAACGUCUUAACCAUUCUCCUAAUCUCUUUUCCAUUUUUGGCUUCCUUUAAGCUUUCUUUCCAACCUUACUUUUAUUACUAAGUGAAAGAAGAAUAUUAUGAGUGCAGGGGUGUCUCUCCUCACUAUGCUAUUCCUUGAGUUGUUUAUGCUUUUCGCCUGCUUCCAUGAAUGUUUAUCCAGCCCUGUGGAUCAACUUAAAAGUUAUAUCUUAACACAAAGAGGAGCAGAUGCUUUCUUACCUGAAAUUACUCCGAGUGCAGCUCCUCAGCCAUUUCUUCCUCUUCUUGCACCUUCUCCGUUGUCACCGUUUACAAAUAGUACUAUUCCGAAAUUAUCAGGACUUUGUAUGUUAAACUUCACUGCUUCUCAAAGCUUAAUGACCAUGACCUCAACUGAUUGUUGGGCUGCAUUUGCUCCAUUGUUGGCUAAUGUAAUAUGUUGUCCUCAGUUGCAUGCGACUCUCGUGAUUCUUGUUGGUCAAUUAAGUAAAGAGACCGGUGUGCUUGCUUUAAACAGAACCCUUGCGAAACCUUGCCUUUCAGAUAUUGAGCAAGUCUUGGAAGGCCAGGGUGCUAGCGAUGAUCUCAAGCAGGUCUGCUUGAUUCAUCCAUCAAACCUUACUGAAGCAUCGUGCCCAGUAAAAGAUGUUGAUGAAUUUGAGAACACUGUAAAUUCUUCUGAGCUUCUUGCUUCAUGUGAAAAGAUCGAUCCUGUGAAAGAAUGUUGUGACCAAGUUUGUCAAGGUGCCAUAUCAGAUGCUGCAACAAGGAUUGCAUUGAAAUCUUCUGAUCCUUUGAGCAUGGAUGGAACCCAUGUUUUACCGGAGUACUCGACAAGAGUAAAUGAUUGUAAAACCGUUGUCCUUCGGUGGUUGGCAAGUAAACUCAACCCUUAUCGUGCAAAGGAAGUUCUUAGAGGACUAACCAAUUGCAAUGUUAACAAAGUUUGCCCUCUUGUUUUCCCCAAUAUGAGGCAUGUGGCAAAUAGCUGUGGAAAUGGAAUAAGUAGCCAGACUGCUUGUUGUGAUGCUAUGGAUAGCUAUGUCUCUCAUUUGCAAAAGCAGACCCUCAUCACCAACUUACAAGCUUUGGAUUGUGCUACCGCACUGGGGUUGAAGCUACAGACAUAUAAUAUCACCAAAAAUGUUUAUAGCCUAUGUCAUAUAAGCCUCAAGGAUUUCUCUCUUCAAGUUGGAAGUCAGGUAUCUGGAUGUCUCCUGCCAAGCUUGCCCUCUGAUGCGACAUUCGAUAAGUUUUCUGGAAUCAGUUUCAUUUGCGAUCUAAAUGAUAAUAUUCCAGCUCCAUGGCCCAAUCCAUCACUUCUACCAGCUUCAUCAUGCAAUAAAACUGUAAGAAUCCCUGCACUACCUGCGGCAACAAAUGCUCAAAGCAGACUUUACAAUGAAUAUGCUGCAGUUUAUCUUCUCAUCGCUUCUUCAUUGACCAUGAUGAUACUCUAGUUCGAGGCUGAUUCAGUCUUUUCUCCAGAACUGUAUGAUAUAAGAUCAGUCUUCUUAAGGACAAAUGGAUUAAAUCCUCUCAAGUUUAACACUGAUUCAGGCAUGACCACCUGUUAAUGGAAUGUUCAACCAGAUGCAGACUCAAGUCCAUGUAUCUGAUCAUAUAACAAUUCUUGCAUGUUUUCUGUAAUAAUAUUUUUGUAAAAAAGGCUACUUGGGUGCAAGAGAAAAAGUUAUGUUGUAUCUACAUAAGUAUUUGAGUAUACCAUGUAAAUUUUGAUUGGAUAUCUAUUUAUAAGAAUUUUUAUUCCAGUUGCAA
Molecule: messenger RNA, 1910 nt
Organism: Gossypium raimondii (Peruvian cotton)
Lineage: Eukaryota; Viridiplantae; Streptophyta; Magnoliopsida; Malvales; Malvaceae
Exons: 8
Coding region: 230-1591 (453 amino acids)
Cellular component (GO): plasma membrane
Source: RefSeq, a predicted model, not a curated record